CUUUACUUAUUCGUACUAUUACAACUAUAACACUACUCUCUCUCCCACUCUCACAAAAUUAAAUUCUAAAUUUUCAUUUCAAAAACUUUCUAAUUUUCCACUUCAAAAGCUGAAAGCUGAAAGCUGAAAGCUGAAGAGAAACAAAAAAGAACAAGAAGAAGAACCCAUAAGAGAUGGACGGAGGAGAUGCGAUUUUAGAUUACGCUACCAUUCAGAUUCUGCCUUCUCAAAACAGGUAUGAGGCAUAUGCAUGUCGUGGUAACAAUGUAGAGAAACUGGGAGUUGGGGUUCUUCAAAAGAUCUUGCCUCAUUUGCCCGAGUUAAACAACUUGUACACCCAUGGAUCCAAUUCCAAUUCCAAUGCUGCUAAUUACAAACUGCAACCCCCCAACAAUCUCAAGUCUCCCACAUGGUUUACCCUAUCUACCUUCUCCAGAUUCCUGUAUAUUGUGGGUUCUACUGAUUGUUUGGAUACUGCUAAAGUUAUUGAAGCUGAGAUGUCUCGGUUGGAGGAGGCCAAAAAAUUUCAUCUUUCUCUAUAUGCUCAGGGUCAUCAAGAUCAUAAUCGAAGCAGCGAAAAUGAUUUCCGCAACUCAAUAGACAUGGUUCCAACAUCCAAGUUUGAAGUCCAGAAUUCAUCAUCAGAAACGUCAAAGAAUGAGCUUUUACGUGCUAUGGACUCGAGACUUGCAUCAUUAAGAAGUAAGUUAGUUGCAGCUUUUAACCAAGCGGUUGGAGAAACCUGCUCCAAUGAAGAAGUCACUCAUCUAGCAAAGUUUUCAGAAACUUUUGGGUCAAAUGAUGUAAAGAAUUUUUUAUGCAUGAUUCUGGAGCUGAGAGACAAGUGCGAAAUUGCUAAUCCUCUGAAUGAUGUAAAGUCUUCAUGCACUCAUGCUUCAGUUAAUGGCAGCAUAAACAAGACUGAUGGAAAUAAUAAAAUUUCAAAGCCAGCAAGUUCAGAAACACCAGUUAAAUAUGGUGUUUCUCCAGCAAAAGUUGCACAGAUUGAACGUCAGAGCUCAACAGAAAGUGAGGAAUCUUCUGACUCAAGUGACGAGAAUCAAGUAUCUGCAGAAAGAAGUCGAGCUCUUCUAAGAUCUGCAUCUCCUAGAAGGUCUGCAUCUCCAAUGAGAAGGGUUCAAAUUGGGAGAACUGGCCCGCGUAGAGCCCCUGCUCUGACAGUAAAGAGCCUUGGUUGCUUUCCUGCUAGAGAAAAGAUAUCAUAUCAAAGAGAUGUAGCUUCAGAUGAUAGUGAAGAGGAAGGAUCCGGACACAUUAAGAAACCUGAAAAUAAUGUGCAGCGUAUGAGUGUUCAAGAUGCAAUAAAUCUUUUUGAAAGUAAACAAAGGGAUCAGAUUACUGAUGCUCCAAAAAGGAACUCAUUAGCUAACAUCUCUCUUGGUCCAACUAAGUCUGCAUUGAGAAGAUGGAGUGCAAGUAUGGGUGAAUCAGCGGUCCAAUGCCAAUCACAGAAUGGUUCUGAAGAUCCUGUACCAGAGCCUUCUGAUAAUAUCAUUGAUAAUGAUAUUAUGGAAAGGUCAACAGAAGUUAAUUUGGAAUCUGAUACUAGGACUAGAGUGGAAAACAUCAACGAAACUAUUGAUGUGAGGUUCGAAGGGAUGGAAGAGAGCUCAUGUAGUCCUAUAGAUAUUCAAGAGGUCACAGAUAUAAUACACGAAGUGGAAGCUAAUGAAAUGUCAAAAACCGCAGUUGAAUGGAGUCAACAGAAGGAAGAAGAGUUGAACCAGAUGCACGAAAAAAUGAUGGGAAAUCAGCUUGUUAGCUGUAGGAAGCCUCAAUCUAAAGUCAGACAAAAUCUGCCUCCAGAGCAGAGAGGUGGAUUUUAUCACCAUUACAAGGAGAAGAGGGAUCAAAAACUUAGAGGUGAGAAUGCUGGAAAGCAUGCUGAGAAAGAAGCAACAUUGAGAGCAAUGCUAAAAAAUCUUGAUGACAGGAAAGCAAGAAUGGCUUCCAAAAAUGUGAAUAAUAUUGGUAAAAAUGAUCCUUCAACAAAGACCCAAAUUUCUGUCAAGAAUUCCCAAAAGUUACUUAAGAAUCCUUCACAGCCUGCUAAUACAAGGAAGGAAACAUCAAAACUUUCAAUUGCAAAGAAGGUUUCAACUAGAGCAUCCCCCUUGCCUGCUGUUCGUAAGUCUUGGCCUUCGACACCAUCACCGAGAACAGCAGGGGCAUCACCAGCUAAAACUUCUAGUGCAACCUCUUCUGCUGGCACUACGUCAACACGUCGGAAGCCUCAAUCAGCACAACCGGCAGCUCAACUGGGUCCUAAAGUGGAAAGUUCCCUGCCACAACGAAGAAAUGCAAAGGCAACCCAGACUGAUAAACGAGGUUUAGUGGGUGUGAAUGAGAAGCAGCAACAAAAAUUGAUCAAAAGCAGCAAACCAACAAAAACAAAAAUUGCAGCAGCACCUGGGGACUCUUCCAGUAUGCUUCCAGCAAAGCCUAGUUUGUAUAACAAGGUAACGAAGAAAAGUAGUGUAGUUCCAUUGGAAUCAAAGCCAUUUCUCCGUAAAGGUUCAGGAUUUACGUCUACAGGUCAUGUUAACAAGACUAAAAAUCCUUCUCAGUUGGAGGACUCUUUGAAAAACACUGAAAAUUCUAUUGAUCCUCAAGAGAGUGAUGUGAUUGCUAAUGCUUCUGUCUUGGUGAGUGAGCAUCAGGAUGCUUCAUCACCGGACCAUUGUGAUGAUGCUAUUCAGUCAGAAACACAGCCGGAUGGCCCUCCGAAAUGUGACCUGGUUGAGAGUGUUAAAGAACUUGCUCCUGAUUUUGAUGUUGGCUUAAAAAUUGUUGCCGGGCCUUCCCAAUGUGAGGAAGAAUCAACCAUCUCACCAACUGCGUGGGUGGAAGUAGAAGAGCAUCGAGACCUACCAAACCUAUCUGAUGUGAAAACAGCUGAAAUUACAUCUUCAGCUGACAUAGCACCCAUUGUAUCAGCAAGUCCACGUGUGCGCCACUCUCUGUCACAGAUGCUGCAAGAAGAAAGUAGCGAAGGUUAUAUUACUGACUGGGGAAAUGCUGAAAGUUUGCCUGCAAUGGUCUACCAAAAAGAUGCACCCAAGGGAUUGAAGAAGCUGUUAAAGUUUGCUCGGAAGAGUAAGGGGGAUGCAAAUAUAACUGGUUGGUCUAGUCCGUCAGUCUUUUCUGAAGGAGAGGAUGAUGCAGAAGAAUCAAAAGUCAAUAAUAAGAGAAAUUCUGAUAAUCUACUGCGAAAGGCAGCCCUUCACACAAAGAACCAUGGGCAAGAAAAGACAUUGUUGUCUGAUGGAUUUGAUCGUAAUUUGAAUUCUCAUGAGCUUCCAUCUGCUCAAUCAGGCAGCAGAACGUUUAAUACCCACAAAUUGCACAAUGGCAGCGUUUCAGCUGCAGCCUCAACUACUAAAGGGACAAGGUCAUUCUUCUCCCUUUCUGCAUUUAGGGGUAGUAAGCCAAGUUAGAUGACGCAUCAGUAAAAGCUAGGACGAUUAUAAAGAUCAAGGUUAUUGUCGUUUGAGCUCCGAUAAUAGGCUACGCAAAAAUAUGUCCUCUGCAUUUCUCUUAUUAUUAUUAUUUUUCUUUUUGUUGCAUUCUUUUGCAUAUCAGAUGUGAAGGUUCAUCUCUAUGUUGGGAGUGUUCUUGUAGAUACCAGUUCAUUGCAGUAUAGCAGGAUUUCCAUCCUGUUAAACAUAUUGUUCCAUGUUAAUCACUAUGUUGAGAACAUAAAAACAAUGAUGAAUUAAUUGAUUUUUCUUUUCUA
Messenger RNA from Gossypium raimondii (Peruvian cotton), 3757 nucleotides. RefSeq lists its product as uncharacterized. Bases 174 to 3458 code for a protein of 1094 amino acids. NCBI's taxonomy places the organism in Eukaryota, Viridiplantae, Streptophyta, Magnoliopsida, Malvales, Malvaceae. The transcript has 11 exons. The record is from RefSeq and is a predicted model, not a curated record.